Molecule: messenger RNA, 1058 nt
Organism: Harpegnathos saltator (Jerdon's jumping ant)
Lineage: Eukaryota; Metazoa; Arthropoda; Insecta; Hymenoptera; Formicidae
Gene: ND-B16.6
Product: NADH dehydrogenase (ubiquinone) B16.6 subunit
Exons: 3
Coding region: 295-753 (152 amino acids)
Cellular component (GO): respiratory chain complex I
Source: RefSeq, a predicted model, not a curated record
CGACAUCACAGAAAUAAGUCGAAUUUAUGUAAUUAACUUGAUAAUUUAUGACUUCACCUGCAGAUGCUGGUGGCCUCUGGCGACAUGAUUUAUAAGCAAAACUCCGAUCUGUGUGCAUGCAAUUGAAAAUAAUCUGCAGGAAAACGGAACAAUUUCCGUGCUCGUUAUAUUCGAGAGAAUAAGAGCGAGUGCGACCUUACGUGGUUCGGUGUCUUCGGGAUUCUUUCAUGCGCGAUAACUGAGCGAUAUUCUAGUUCGAUUUGAUAUUGUUGAAAAAGUCGAGAAACCGACAAUAUGAGUGCCGCGUCUACGAGCAGAAUGCAGGAUCUUCCACCAAAAGGAGGCUAUGCCCCUUUUCAAACCGAAAGAGUUAAAUUACGUAGUGUUCUCAACGCGAAGAGCUGCUUUGGGCUUGUCCUAGGCAGCACUUUGUUUGGGAUGUACAGCUAUUAUAAAACUUUCAUAUGGAUUAAAAGACACGAGAUUGAGAUGAGAAGCGCACACUUAGCUAUAUGGCCACUGCUGCUGGCGGAACGAGACAGAGCCGUUCUAAAGCAAAUGAGAUACAACCGAGAAACAGAGGCAGAAUUAAUGAAGAAUAUCGAGAAAUGGGAAGUUGGUACCUAUUAUGGAGAACCAAUAUUCUUUUUGGAUAAAGAAGAUCAAUAUAGAGAUCCUUUGUUCAGUGAACAUUUUGCACACACUCAUCCAGAUGACUUUCUAAUACGUUCUGCUCGUCAUCUGGUGACAUAAAAAUGUCUACUUAUAGCAAGUGGAUGUAAUUAUGUUCAAAUCAUGGUUAUAGCUUAAAGAACUUGUGCAUGUAGUCCAUUAAUAAUAAGAAUGUGUAAUUAUUAUGAUAUUUAAAUUUCUACGAGUGAUAAACCUAUGGAGCACUGGUUCUAUAUAAAAAUAGAAUAAAAUUACAUAAUCUCUGCUUAUCGAUGAGCUUCUCUUUUCUCUGUCGGUAAAACAAAAAGCAAUGCAAGGCAAAUAGCUCUUUGAGAAUAGCCACUUGAAAAAGAACUUAUUAAAACAAAAGAAUUUUCUUAUUCGUA